AUGUCUGGCAAUGCCUUCGCGCCCAUACGCUUCUCUCGUGUCACCUGCGAACUCGUGCCCCUUGCCUUGUCUGCUCUCCUCCUCGCCUCUCUCACCUCGUCUCCCCAAUGCCUUUUUCCUGUCUGCUACAGACGGCCGCGACGGAAGCAGCCGUUCCCAUACAAGCACCUGCUGCCGCGCGACGGUUACAACUGGGUCAAAUACGGCCAAAAGCAGCUAUCCGGCGGGCUACACAUGAGGCACUAUUUCCACUGCAUGCUCCGAAACACGGACGCGCGCUGUCCCGCUAAGCGCAUCGUCAAUAUGAGCAAGGCCGACAGCAAGGCUCCGCUCAAAAUCGAGUACAUCAACGACCACAACCACCGCCCGCACCUCCGCAGCGCCGCCGGCAGCACCCCUCCUCCACAUCAGCAGCGCGCCAGUAGCAGCGCCGAGAUAUUGCUACAGCCUGUGUCGUCUGGGCGGCAGUUUACCCUCGGCUGUAGCAUUAGCGACGGGCACAUUCGCGGCGCGGCGAUAGGUGGGGUGAAUAUGGAUAGUGGUGAUGCAGAUGCGUUGCUGAAAAACGGCAUAAUAGGCGCGGGCGGGAAUGACGGCGGUUUAGACGCGCUGCGCAUGCUAACGGCUGGCGACGGUAAUGAUUAUGCCGCGAUACGACAAACCCUAGAUGAUGCGAUUCGCAAGGCGGCUGCAAGUCGGGUUCAUCAGCAGAGGGCCGGCAGCAACAGCAGCGGCCACGUCAGCGCGCUCCAGGUCAGCAAGCUACUGCAGAGCCUGGGGCGGCAGGAGAUGGGGCAACAGUUACCUAGCAUUGCUGGCGGCGGCGGCAGUCGAGGGGGCGGCGCUAUUGCCGGCGGCAGCAAUAGCGCGGCUCAACCGUCCCUGUGGCAGCGGCGGGCGGCAGGAGCACAGGCGGGAGGAGCAAUGACGGCGGCGGCGGCGGCCGCAGCAGCAGGGUUCGGUCUAAGCGCUGGCGGCAACCUUCCGCCAACUUCGCUAAUGGCGGACCCGCGUUCCGCGCCUGGCGCCGACUCGCUGAUGGCCUUCGCGGGGCAGCUGUCGGCGCUCUCCGCGCAAGCGCAGGAUGCGCUCGCCGGCGGCAGCAUGGGCGGGAUCAGCGGGAUCUUUGCGGGCGCGGAGGGGAUGGCGGGGUCAGGGGGAGCAGGGGGCGAAGGCGGAGAAGGGGGGAGUGGGGGCGGAGGAGGAGGUGGGAGCGGAGGCCGGGAGGGCGGCGGAGCAGCACCGCAGAGGGGGUCCCUGGCGAAGGCGUCAGGAAGCUUCGAUUUCUCGAUGCAGGAAGAACUAUUGCACUCGUUUCAAUACGAAACUCCCCCUUCCUCCGUGCUCCCCCGUUGGACCCCCUCCGAUCAACCCGUCUGCUCCUCCCCCCUCUUCUCCUCCUCCCCCACCUCCCUUUCUCCUGUGCUCACCCCGUACUCAUCCCCCCACUUCACGCCCCCGCACGCGCUCUCCCCCAUCCCUUCCCCGAAGUCCCCUUACCUCUCUCCCCUCCCGGGUUCCCCCACCGCGGCGAACGCCAAUCUAUCCAUCUUCUCCUCCCAUGCGGCCACCCUCGCUGCCCUCUCGAACCUCCACUGCCAAGCUACCACCUCCCACUCCCCCUCCUUCGCCUCCCCCCGUGCCUCCUCCCAAGACUUCCCCCUCUCCCCCACCGCCUUCCCCUCCCCCCCCGCAUCCGCGCAUGACUUCCCCAUAUCCCGCCCAACCCUCCCCCGGAGCGUCACAGAGGGCGCGUCGAGCCCCUCCCCCCCGCUCAUGCACUCCGCGCCCCCGCCCCCCUCUCUAGCAGAAGCAAUAGCGAUGCUGCAAAUGGCGUCUCUCUCCCCCAACCGCACCUCACCGAGCAGCACCCGCGCUGCUUCCCCGCGCCCCUCCGGCGGGCUCGUCUCCCCUCCGCCUUCAGGCUUCAUCUCCCCCCCGCACUCGGGAUUCGCCACUCCAAAUCACCCCGGAUUGGCGCAGCAGCUGUAUAACCCACAGGCGCAGGGAGGGGGGGGGUUCGGGAAGGACGAGACCAUGGCUCACAAGCUUGGAACCGCACUCAACACCUUAUUCACGCGGAACCUCACGUCCUCCUCGCACACGUCGCAUGUCACGUCGUCCCCUCCCCCCAUCUCCCCUCGAUCCGCGCACAGCCACUCCUCCGCCUCUGCCUCCGCCAGCCCUGCGCUCUUCUCCCCCCGCUUCGCCUCGUCUGCUGCUGCUGCGAGUAGUGCGGGCGGUGGGCAGAGUAUGGAGGGUAUGGGGUAUGAUGCAUUGGCACAGGCGUUUUUGAGUGAAGAUCUGACGCAGCAGUGGCAGCAGCAGCAGCGGCAGCGGCAGCAGCAGCAGCAGCAGCAGCAGCAGCAGCAGCAGCAGCAGCAGCAGCAGCAGCAGCAGCAGCAGCAGCAGCAGCAGCAGCAGCAACAGAUACAGCAGCAAGGGGAGCAGCAGCGGCAGCAGCAGCAGCAGCAGCAAGGGGGAGAGGUUAGUAUACAGGAGUUAAUAGCACAGGCCCAGCAGCAGCUAAAGCAGGAGCAGAGAUCAGAGCAGGAAGGGUGUGGGGAUCCCCUAGAGAAGGAAGGGGAGGAGGAGGGAGUGGGAGCAGAGGAAGCUGAAGAGCAACGGCAUGAGCUACAACCAUGGCAGUCACUAAUUCCUGACGACUGGGGCCUAAUGCAAGAGCAGCUGGAGGAACUAGCAGUGAAGCAGCAGGAGCAGGGGGAGGGGGAGAACGGGCAGGAAGCAGGGGUGGAGCUCCCGUGGAGUACCCUAGACUCAUUCACGCUAGAUGAUAUGCAACUUGUCGCAGACCUCGAUUUCAACUCGCAACACCUGAACCUGCAACACUCAAAUCUGCAGAGCGACCAGCGUGACUCACACCCGCAGGGCACACAGCGAGAUCCGCAUGACUCCACAGCCCCCCAUGAGGGCUCGCUGCUAGCCCAGGAGAUUCUGCUAGCGCAGGCGCAGCUGAUUAGUCAAGCGCGGAAUAAUCAGUCGCACAGUGACGUCUUUGUGGUUGGUGGUGCGUCGCCAGGGCGAGACAGCGGGGUUUUUCCAAAGCAAUCAGGAGAUGUGUCGUCGAGCCCUGUGAUUGGCUCGCCGACCCGCCACAUCAGCAAGAGCCAGUCCGCGUCAGCAGCUGUGGUGCUGGUUGCUGACGAGGCCCCGAAUAAUAUCUUCGCGGGGGCGACACAGGGAAUAGUUUCUGGCCAACUUGCCGCCUUUCCGACAAGCAGAACCGCCCCCGAAUCCGCCCCGAGUGCAAAUACAACCUCCCCUGGUAACACCCCACAGCAGGCCUCCUCCCAACACCUAGUUCUCUCACCAGACCAGCAGCUAGAGGUGGGCUUGGAUCUAUUUGCUGCUGUCUCGGCCGCUUCUGCUUCCGCUUCUGACGCUGCUGCUGCAGCAGAUGGUUUUGCUGAGUAUGGUUUUGGAGCUAGGUCUGCUGGGAAGCGAGAUGAUGCUGCUGCUACGGCAGCGGCGGCGGUGGCGGCGGUUGACAGUUCUGGUGCUGCAUUGGGUAAUACCGGUGAUGCAGGUUGCACUGGUGCUGGUGACGCUGGUUUCACCUGGGCUACACUCCCUACAGGGUUAGAUGAGGAGCAUCAUAUGGUGAUCUGUGAGGAUAGUUCUGGAGCUAUACAAGUAGCCAUGCGCCCACGCUCCCCUAGCGGCAUGUAA
This is a messenger RNA of Closterium sp. Naga37s-1, 3690 nucleotides long. NCBI's taxonomy places the organism in Eukaryota, Viridiplantae, Streptophyta, Zygnematophyceae, Desmidiales, Closteriaceae. The record is from the annotation of a GenBank genome assembly.